Messenger RNA from Penicillium angulare, 1692 nucleotides. RefSeq names its product putative beta-galactosidase. The transcript has 2 exons. The coding region runs from base 1 to 1692 and encodes 563 amino acids. Gene Ontology annotation, cellular component: beta-galactosidase complex. The record is from RefSeq and is a predicted model, not a curated record. Gene Ontology annotation, biological process: carbohydrate metabolic process. NCBI's taxonomy places the organism in Eukaryota, Fungi, Ascomycota, Eurotiomycetes, Eurotiales, Aspergillaceae. Gene Ontology annotation, molecular function: beta-galactosidase activity.
AUGACUAUCUCCCCUAAGAUCCCGCAUCUCCGACAAGCGGGAAACACAAAACAGCUUGUUGUCAAUGGACGACCUUUUCUUUCUCUAGCUGCAGAGCUGCAGAACUCUUCUAUGACUUCUGCAGAGUUCAUGCGACCUAUCUGGCAGAAACUGGUUGAUACAAACAUCAACACUGUUCUCGGGUGUGUUACUUGGGAGGACAUUGAGCCAGUGGAAAAUCAAUUUGAUUUCACACAGCUGGAUCAGGUCAUCCUAGAUGCACGAAAGCAUGGGUUACACUUAGUACUCUUAUGGUUUGGCUCUUUCAAGAACGGCAUAUCAACAUACGUCCCCCCGUGGGUUAAGACAAACACCCGCCGCUUCCCUCGCGCAAAUUUACGAAAAUCCGGCGGGGUUCUACAAACAGGCGACGUCCUGUCAAUCUUCCAUGAAGAAGCACUCAAUGCCGAUGCAAAGGCAUUCUCUACUCUGCUCAGACACAUCAAAGAGGUCGAUGGCGAACAUUCUACCGUCGUGAUGAUCCAAGUCGAGAAUGAGACGGGCCUCUUAGGCGAUUCUCGUGACGGCUCUACUGCAUCAGAGGAACGUUUCAAUUCGCCCGUCCCAGAAGAUCUGCUACAAUUCCUAGCACAUGAUUGGGAUAACCUCCACGUCGAUCUACGAAGAAACUUGGAGUUUUUCAAGGCCCAGUCCAACCCUAACGGCACUUGGACGCAAGUCUUCGGCAAAGGCUCACGUACGGAUGAGCUCUUCAUGGCGUACCAUUAUGCGCAGUACCUAAAUAAGGUUGCUGCAGGUCGGAAGGAAUACCCCAUUCCACUUUAUACAAACGUUUGGCAAAACUACGUCGGCGAAGAUGGCGAUAACGAUUUCCCCGUUAUUGUUGGGGGCGGCGGUGACCCAGGUGACUACCCCUCGGGUGGUGGUACAGGCACUGUUCUUGAUAUCUGGCAGAAAUUUGCUCCAAAUCUGGACUUCAUCGCACCAGAUGUCUACCUGAAUGAUUACUCCAGCUCGUGCCAUAAAUACCGCCACCGCAACCAACCACUAUUCAUCCCCGAGCAACGCCGGGAUGAGUAUGGUGCUCGACGCAUAUGGAUUGCAUAUGGUUCCUAUCAGGCUAUUGGGGUAUCGCCCUUUGGCAUUGAUACAUUAGAGCCUUCAACAAAUCCAUUCACCAGACACUAUGGUCUGCUGAACUCCGUUUCCCAGCUUGUCCUCGAUGCUCAGACCCGCCCAGACUCUUCUGUUGGAUUCUAUUUUGACGAACUCGCCGAUGAUGGCAGUGAUCCCUCCAAGCCCGUGAUUAAACACUGGGGCGGAUAUGAGGUUACCAUUGAACGCUGUUUCGUCUUUGGCAAGGCUGGACCUGGCGCGGGUAUGGUUAUACAUCUUGGCGGACCUAGAUUCCUGUUGAUUGGCUGGGGAUUCCAGGUGCGCGCGCGCUCGUUAUCGCCAUCCAGCAGCUUCACGGGAUUUCUACGAUUCAAGGAGAAGAUUGUGGCAAAUAAGGAGACAGGAGAGCUGCGCACAUUGCGCACGCUAAACGGUGAUGAGACCCGUAGCGGAAUUUAUGCUAUGAUGCCAAACGAGGACCCAGACUACGGCGGCUUCCCAAUAUGCGUCACGAUUCCUGCUCAUACCAUGAUCGCGGAAUUAGAACUGUACUCCAUUGAGGAAAAUGAUGACUGA